Messenger RNA from Rosa chinensis, 712 nucleotides. Its product is annotated as aluminum-activated malate transporter 4. The record is from RefSeq and is a predicted model, not a curated record. NCBI's taxonomy places the organism in Eukaryota, Viridiplantae, Streptophyta, Magnoliopsida, Rosales, Rosaceae. Gene Ontology annotation, cellular component: plant-type vacuole membrane. Gene Ontology annotation, biological process: malate transport. Bases 173 to 712 code for a protein of 179 amino acids. The transcript is spliced from 3 exons.
CGUUUGCUAUGAAAUCCUGGUACCAAGUGUGUGUCAUUUCAUUCAAAAAAGAAACGAGAUAUGGCGGCCAAAAUUGGGUCGUUCCGGCACAGCUUCUUGGAGAGGAGCAAGGAGAGGCUGCUCUCACGAAAAGGGUACUCGGAUUUCGGGCUCAACAGCUCUGAAUGCGGCGAUGAGAGUCAAGUGCGGCUGGUUUGGGAAAAUGUCCGAUGGGUUGGUCGAGUUUUACAACAGCGUUCAGGAGGUUUCGGUUAAACUGUAUCAAAUGGGCCGCUCCGAUCCUCGGAAAGCUUACUUCGCCGCCAAGAUGGGCUUGUCGCUGGCGAUUGUGUCACUGCUCAUAUUUUUCAAGGAGCCCCUCAAAGAUGCUAGCCAAUAUUCCAUCUUGGCGAUUCUCACCGUUGUCGUCGUUUUCGAAUUCAGCAUAGGUGCGACGUUGAACAAAGGGUUUAAUCGUGCUUUGGGGACAAUUUCGGCUGGAGGGCUGGCUCUAGGUAUAGCAGAGUUGGCUGCAAUGGCCGGAACUGGCAGGAGGUGUGAUUGUAGUCAAUAUUGGAUUUCUUCCAAUGCUCUGCAAAUGGAUUUACCGUUGGCCUGGUUAUGCUUCUUCGGGGAUUUGAUGCAAAUGAACAUUGUUCUUGGUGUCAUUAUUUGUCUUGUGUUCCUACAUCAAAAUGGAGCUGCAAUUCAGAGCCCGCAUACUGCUCUGUAA